AUGCUCUUCCCCACCCUUCUCCUCGCUCUACCGCUGCUGAGCUCAGCCUCAUUGGCUUUUUCCGUCUCAAACGAGGAUCGCAACUCCACUCUGACAUCCCGACACAAUGGUGGUGGUGGUGGCCCGUCUUCCAAUUCCAAAGGAUCCUAUCAGACCUGUGCGAGGGUAGCAGGUACAUAUGGUCAUUACAAAUAUGACUUUGGUUGUAUAUGUCAAGAUGACGUAGAACAGUAUUGUAAAGAUAAUGGGAUUCAUGGGAAUCUACAGAAUGCCAUGCAGUCUUAUAUCUCGCAAUAUGGUAAAUCAUCUUAUUACCCUUCCAACGCUCAACCAACCUGUGACGGAAGAGGUGGGUACACCUGCGGAUCACUAUACAAGAAAUCCGACGGAUCAUGUUCCUCAUCUGGUUGUUCAAGCGAUCACUGGUCACCGAACGGAUCAUGUUGUCCGAGAGGUCAAACAUAUUCCAAUGGAAGAUGUUGCGGUUCUACAGGCUGUUCAUCAAAGGGAGGUCAAUGUACACCAAUCUACACUUGUCCCCAAGGUCAAGAAUUCAAGACUACUCAAUGUUGCAAAACAUAUCUCAGCGAGAUGAAUGGUCAAUGUGCUUGUCCAUCGGGAUAUGAAGAUGAUGGAUCGAAAUGUUCACCAAAAUGUAAAUCCAACGAGAAGAUCGAUUCGAAAUCUGGUAAAUGCGUUACGGUAUGUGAUGAGAAUAAUGGAUUCACUUAUCAGAAAUGUAAAUCAUCGGAUCACUCUCUUUGUUGCUCAAGAGGUCAAACAGCAUACGAUACCGUCUGCUGCUCGAAGGGUCAAGAAGAAAUAGAUAAAUCUGGAAUAUGCUGCACCGAAGGCGUAGGUGCCAAAGUCCAAAAUGGAAAAUGUAUUGAACCUACCUCAAAACCUAAACCGCAAAGACGAUCUGGAAUACCUGUUCAGUUGACUUUGAAAGAAGACAUAGUACCAUAUGGAAUGGAACAAAAUAGAAAUGGAGAACUAUGUCCACCUAGAAUGGCAGCUUGUCCUAUAGAAGGUAGAUUCACGAUAUAUACUUUAGAUCAGGUGGUUAAAGAAGGUGAAUACGAAUGUGUGAACCCCCUUGAAGACCUUCAAUCGUGCGGUGGAUGCUCUUCUCUGGGAACUGGUAAAGAUUGCUCUGCUAUACCAGGUGCCAGAUGGAUGGGAUGUAACAAGGGUCAAUGUCAGGUGUACUCGUGUAAGAAGGGGUGGAAGACGAAUGGGGAUGGUACGGCCUGCGAGAAGUUGAUGUAA
This is a messenger RNA of Kwoniella mangroviensis CBS 8507, 1272 nucleotides long. RefSeq lists its product as uncharacterized. The record is from RefSeq and is a predicted model, not a curated record. Lineage: Eukaryota; Fungi; Basidiomycota; Tremellomycetes; Tremellales; Cryptococcaceae. The transcript has 2 exons. Bases 1 to 1272 code for a protein of 423 amino acids.